This is a messenger RNA of Parnassius apollo (apollo), 906 nucleotides long. The record is from the annotation of a GenBank genome assembly. Lineage: Eukaryota; Metazoa; Arthropoda; Insecta; Lepidoptera; Papilionidae.
AUGAUACUUUUUAAAGUCUAUGGUGUAAUCAGUCAGAGCAUAGUCCAUGAGGAAGUGGAACGGGAAAGCAGAUGUCAGUCAUCCACUAGCCACAACAUAGAUAACUCUGAUAUCGACGAUGAUAUCUCUGUCGGUGAUAAUCGAAGUGAGGCGUCCACACCUCGAAAGAGGCGUUUUGGUUUCGAAGACGACUCCGACUUUUACCAGAAAAAAAUUAAUACUGAAGACAAUGAAAGGUCGUCACCAACGGAAUAUAAUUUAAAUCGAUUACAAAAUUCUAGUUAUAACUCGCCUUUCAAAGAAGAAGAAAAUGAGUACGACCGUACUGAAGAAUCUAUGAAGUUGUACGACAACGGACUCUUUCAUUUGUACAGAACAGAAAGAGAUGGGAGUAAGGAUGAGGCAAAGGAGUCUUUUGGAAUGGCUGGGAGUCUUCCCGAGGGUAUUUAUGGCAGAUCUAUGGAUCUAUCCAAGAGUUCAUUCCAGUCGCAGUUGCUGGCUGGGUUUGCGUCUGUGAUGGCUGGAAGUUCGCAAAGGGAAUCACAGGAGGCCGCAGACCGACAGCAACCUAAAGCUGCUACGCCAACAGCGGGUCGCAAGCCGCGUAGACGUCGCACAGCGUUCACACACGCGCAACUCGCUUACUUAGAGAGGAAGUUCCGCUGCCAGAAGUAUCUUAGCGUGGCAGAUCGUGGAGACGUAGCCGACGCACUAAGUCUCAGCGAGACGCAGGUGAAGACAUGGUAUCAAAACCGACGAACAAAAUGGAAGAGACAGAAUCAACUGCGACUCGAGCAGCUACGCGCUCAGGCGGCGAGUGGCGAAAGGGAGUUAUCCGCGCACGCACUACCGCUGGCCUGCGCUCUGCUACCCCCUUACCCGGCGUAUAUGCAUUGCCAUUUGUAA